AUGAGCAACAACAAGAGCAUUGUGUUUGACGUGGUAGGAACAUUGGUUUCUUAUGAUCGCCUGUUCGUGGCCAUAGAUUCGCGUCUUGGCGACCGACUGCGCGCUCAGGGCAUUCAACCCAAGUUGCUUGGUUGUUGUUGGUUGGAAACGGCAGAGAGAGAAUACACAUACCUCAGCCUCAAUGGCCGGUAUGUAGUGUUCUUCGAGAUUUUCGAGGCCUUGUUCUUCCGCGUACUUAUGUACGCUGGCAUUUCGCAGCCCCGCACCUUUGCCAUGCCAGAGGAUGUACAGUAUAUCAUCGGCGAAUGGAGGAAGUUGGACCUCAGGCCUGGAGCAGCUGAAUGCAUCUCGAAGCUUCGUGAAGCAGGUUUCACUGUCUACUGCUUUACCACGGCCGAACUGUCAAGGGUUCAGGGCUACUUCGAUAGAGGUGGAGUUGAAAUGCCUGCUGAACAUCUGAUUUCCUGCGACACCGCAGGGCUAGCCAAACCGAUCCCUGAAGCCUACAAACAGAUCUGGGGUAAAUUCUCAUCAUCUUCAGUCAAGCCCUGGUUCGCUGCCGCGCACAUGUGGGAUGUGUCAGCUGCCACUAAAGUUGGGUUCCGGGGCGCCUACGCGACAGUAUUAGAAGGAGAGGCCCUGCCGGAGAUAUUUGGAGAGCUGGAAAUAAUGGCUGAGACACUACCUGAAAUGGCAGAGAAGAUCAUCGAGGCUUCUUGA
Messenger RNA from Truncatella angustata, 720 nucleotides. Its product is annotated as haloacid dehalogenase-like hydrolase. Bases 1 to 720 code for a protein of 239 amino acids. The transcript has 2 exons. NCBI's taxonomy places the organism in Eukaryota, Fungi, Ascomycota, Sordariomycetes, Amphisphaeriales, Sporocadaceae. The record is from RefSeq and is a predicted model, not a curated record.